AUGGUUAGGAAAGCUGCUGUAACCACGGUCUCUAAUGGGAGCUACUUGCAGGGGCAAGCUAAUGGCAGGUUGCCCUCUAUGGACAGCGGACAGCCGGCCCCGGAGGGAAAAGUUGUGCUGAAGAAGAAAGUGACACUUUUGAGGGGGAUAUCCAUCAUAAUUGGCACUAUCAUUGGAGCUGGCAUCUUCAUCUCUCCCAAAGGCAUCCUGAAGAACACUGGCAGCGUGGGCAUGUCCUUAACUGUCUGGACAGUGUGUGGUAUCCUCUCGCUCUUCGGUGCCCUCUGCUAUGCUGAACUAGGAACAUGCAUUAAGAAAUCUGGUGGUCACUACACCUAUAUCCUGGAGGCCUUUGGCCCAUUACCUGCUUUUGUGAGAGUCUGGGUUGAAUUACUCGUCAUUCGCCCUGCUGCCACAGCAGUGAUAUCGUUGGCAUUUGGACGUUACAUUUUGGAACCUUUCUUUAUGCAGUGUGAAAUCCCAGAACUUGCAAUUAAACUUAUUACAGCUGUUGGUAUCACGCUGGUGAUGGUCCUGAAUAGCACGAGUGUCAGCUGGAGUGCCCGCAUUCAGAUUUUCCUUACCUUUUGCAAGCUUGUAGCAAUUCUGAUAAUUGUAGUCCCUGGAGUUAUCCAGCUAAUUAAAGGAGAAACACAGCACUUUAAAAAUGCCUUUGCAGGGAAUGAUGCCAGUGUUAUGGGAUUACCACUUGCUUUCUAUUCAGGAAUGUAUGCCUAUUCAGGCUGGUUUUACCUCAAUUUUGUUACUGAAGAAGUGGAAAACCCUGAAAAAAACAUACCCCUCGCAAUAUGCAUUUCAAUGAUUAUCGUCACAGUUGGCUAUGUGUUAACAAACGUGGCUUAUUUCACUACAAUCAGUGCUGGGGAAUUGCUGCUUUCAAAAGCUGUAGCAGUGACCUUUGCGGAACGACUAAUGGGAAACUUUUCUUUAGCUGUACCAGUAUUUGUUGCUCUCUCCUGCUUUGGAUCUAUGAAUGGUGGCACUUUUGCGGUUUCCAGGAUGUUCUUCGUUGCAUCCCGCGAGGGUCACCUUCCGGAAAUUCUCUCCAUGAUUCAUGUCCGCAAGCACACUCCUCUGCCAGCUGUCAUUGUUUUGCAUCCUCUCACAAUGAUAAUGUUAUUCAACGGGGAUCUCUACAGCCUCCUGAAUUUCCUCAGUUUUGCCAGGUGGCUUUUUAUUGGACUAGUAGUUGCUGGGUUGAUUUAUCUCAGAUAUAAACAUCCUGAUAUGCCUCGUCCUUUCAAGGUGCCUCUAUUUAUUCCAGCGUUGUUUUCCUUCACCUGCCUCUUCAUGGUUGCAUUGUCACUUUACUCUGAUCCAGUGAAUACAGGGAUUGGAUUUGCAAUAACCCUGACCGGAGUUCCUGCCUACUACCUCUUUAUUGUAUGGGACAAGAAGCCAAGGUGGUUCAGAAAGCUCCUCGACAAGGUAACUGUAACAUUGCAAAUCCUCUUGGAAGUCAUCCCACCAGAGGAAGACCAGAAAUCAUGA
Molecule: messenger RNA, 1512 nt
Organism: Nipponia nippon (crested ibis)
Lineage: Eukaryota; Metazoa; Chordata; Aves; Pelecaniformes; Threskiornithidae
Gene: SLC7A11
Product: solute carrier family 7 member 11
Biological process (GO): amino acid transmembrane transport
Cellular component (GO): membrane
Molecular function (GO): L-amino acid transmembrane transporter activity
Source: RefSeq, a predicted model, not a curated record